Messenger RNA from Morchella sextelata, 2433 nucleotides. RefSeq lists its product as uncharacterized. Lineage: Eukaryota; Fungi; Ascomycota; Pezizomycetes; Pezizales; Morchellaceae. The record is from RefSeq and is a predicted model, not a curated record. Gene Ontology annotation, biological process: protein phosphorylation. The transcript is spliced from 6 exons. The coding region runs from base 1 to 2433 and encodes 810 amino acids. Gene Ontology annotation, molecular function: ATP binding; protein serine/threonine kinase activity.
AUGGUGACCGCAUUCCAGUUCUUUCGCGGGGGUGGGUCCUCCUCUCCCGCCUCCUCCGCACCAGGAACCCCCCUCCUCACCUCCCACGUCACCGCAUCCACAUCCGCCGCUACCGCGCCCGCAACACCGGUAUCGGGCCCCACGCCCACGAGCGGGCUUCCGGAGUUCCAGAGCUUGUCGCCGCUGUCGCGGCGUGGGUCCCCGAUCCUGCGGAGCGCGUCGACGAGUAUGGGGGUGUCGACGUCAGGCACUACCGCGACUACAUCCGCGAACGCUGUGGCUUCACCUAGGCCGCAAUUGCCGCUGAACACGGUAGCUGCGGUGAAUAGUUCGUCGGCGUCAAACAUGUUGAGGGCUGUAGCUGGUCAAAGGUCCGAUGACGAUGACCAUUUGACCGGCGGCCAGACCACCCCUCACCCAAGUGGGCUCGACAAGAGAUUGCCGCAGAUCCUGCAUGGGUUUCAACAGGGAAAGGACACGCCCCCAGCGACACCCCGCGGCACCACCUCGGCCGGCAGUGCCCUGAACGGCGCCGCUGCCGCAACCACUGCUACCACCGCUACUAGCAAUCCCACGCCCCCUCCCCCUCCCUCACGUCAGCCUACAGGUACUCUCACGCCUACGUCGGGCUCCACGUCUUCUGGCGCCACCAAUUCGUCUUCUGGCGGUCAGCAUAAUACGCCGACGGUCGGACCCCCGAAGGGCAAGAUGGUGGUGCGCAUCCAGGAGGCGAGGGGCCUCAGGUCGAGUAGGGACCCGUACGUGGUGUGCACCUUUGAGAGUAAUGAGUUCAUCUCAAAGGGGCCGAAGAAGGAUGAGAUGGGUGCCGGAGAGCCGCAGGACAAGAAUGGCGCAUCGGCAGGCAUUGCGAUCCCGAUGAAGAGCCGUCAGAGCUCGAGCACUAGUCUGUCGGAAUUGCAGGGCACAAUCUCGAAAAAAGGAACUACAAAUCCAAAGUGGGAGCACGAAGCGGUGUUUGACGUAAUUGGGGAGCAUUCCGAGAUCGACGUUUCGAUAUACGACCGCUCGAACCAAGAAUGUUUCCUAGGGCACAUCCGCAUGUGUCCAUUGGUCAACAGGGAUCAGAACAUGGCAGAUACAUGGUAUCCUCUACAAGCCCGAGCUAGCAACGAGAGUGUCACCGGAGAGAUCCGGCUUCAGAUUAGCUUCGAGAAGACGACCAAGAAGCAUUACGGGCCCGAUGACUUUGAGGUAUUGAGGCUCAUUGGAAGAGGAACAUUUGGCCAGGUGUAUCAGGUGCGCAAGAAGGACACCAACCGGAUAUACGCCAUGAAGGUUUUAUCGAAGAAGGUCAUCGUGCAGAAGAAGGAGGUCGCGCACACACUCGGCGAGCGAAACAUUCUCGUCAGGACCGCCACCACCGACUCGCCCUUCAUUGUGGGACUGAAGUUCUCGUUCCAGACCCCGACGGACCUGUACCUGGUCACGGACUACAUGUCCGGUGGCGAGCUCUUUUGGCAUUUACAGAAGGAGGGCAGGUUCCAGGAGGAGCGCGCAAAGUUUUAUAUUGCGGAGCUGAUCCUAGCGCUGGAGCACCUCCACAACCAUGAUAUCGUCUACCGGGACUUGAAGCCCGAGAACAUCCUGCUGGAUGCGAAUGGCCAUAUCGCGUUGUGCGAUUUUGGACUGUCAAAGGCGAACCUAUCUGCUAAUGCCACUACAAACACGUUUUGUGGAACGACAGAGUACCUUGCGCCGGAGGUGCUGCUGGAUGAGCAGGGUUACACCAAGAUGGUGGACUUUUGGUCAUUGGGUGUCUUGGUCUUUGAGAUGUGCUGUGGAUGGAGUCCGUUUUACGCAGAUGACACCCAGCAGAUGUACAAGAACAUUGCGUUUGGAAAGGUCCGCUUCCCUCGGGACGCAUUGAGUCUUGAGGGGAGGAAUUUCGUCAAGGGUCUUCUUAACCGAAACCCAAGGCACCGUCUGGGAGCUACCCAUGAUGCUAAAGAGCUCAAGUCGCACCCCUUCUUCGCCGACAUUGACUGGAACCAGUUGCUGCACAAGAACGUCAUUCCUCCGUUCAAGCCCACGCUUAGCUCGGAGACUGAUACUUCUAACUUUGACCCUGAGUUUACAAAUGCGCCCAUGUCACAGUCACUCAAUGCUCGUGCGCUUGCGAUGGCUGGCGGAAACAUGGCGAGCACGCCGCUGUCUCCGGGAAUGCAGGCUAACUUCCGGGGUUUCACCUUUGUGGAUGAGAGCAGUAUGGAUGAUCAUUUCCUGGGACGGGAUGAGCUAGCGCGUAUGGAUGAAGACGUUGAGGAUUCAGAAGACGCCUGGGAUGACAACCAGGACAGGCGGAACAAAGAUGGCAGAGGCUAUGAUGACAGACGGGGUAGCCGUAUGAGUGGCAUUGAGUACAAGAGGGAUGAGGAGAGUGGAAUAUUUGAUAAUGAUGGCAUGGAUAUGUGA